Messenger RNA from Apis mellifera (honey bee), 1429 nucleotides. RefSeq names its product growth/differentiation factor 2. The record is from RefSeq and is a predicted model, not a curated record. Gene Ontology annotation, cellular component: extracellular region. The transcript has a single exon. Bases 58 to 1077 code for a protein of 339 amino acids. Gene Ontology annotation, molecular function: growth factor activity; cytokine activity. Lineage: Eukaryota; Metazoa; Arthropoda; Insecta; Hymenoptera; Apidae. Gene Ontology annotation, biological process: BMP signaling pathway; SMAD protein signal transduction.
CCAACCUAGAGAAGAAUUAUCUCUUGGAAGGAAAAAAAGAUACUAAAAAAACCAUUAAUGAAUCCCUCCCAAUACCUGUUCCUAAUCCUCCUGGGAACGUUCUGCGUCUACGGAUUAUGGAAGACGAGCUCUCGUUCCUGGCAAACGCCGAGGGUGCACGCCAAAGCGUCGAUCCAGUUCGACCUGUCGAUCCCAGCCUCCUCUCCGUCCGUUCUCCACCGUUUCUCGAACCGAACGAGCAAAAGAGCCACCGAGAAAAGCCACAGAAGGUAUCGAGGAGUCGUGUCCAAGUACAUGCUUGAGCUGUACCAUCGCAGAUCGGACGUGGACAUAGUGAGGGCGUUGGAGCCGAUCCACGUGUCGGGCCCGAUCGACGACGGAGCGAAAAUCCUCGUGUUCUCGUUGCCACCGAUCGAUCCGGACGAAGUGUUGGAGGUGGCAGAGUUGCUCGGGGUCGCGGGAUCCAUCCUCAGGGUACGCCUGGACACGUUCGAGAGCUGCAGGUCGAGGAGGGACGACGGUUGGAGGGCGUUCAACGUGACCACCGCGGUCGCGAGGAGUGGCGGUGUUGUCAGGUUUCGCGUGUACGGCAGAGUUGGCUAUCAUCCUUGCGGCGACGGUCCAAUCUUGCUGCUCAGCUACGCCAAGGUGAGGAGGAGGAAGCGUCCGCGGAGAUCCGUCCAAGAGGAGGAGGCGGACGAGGCAGACGAAGGGCCUCCGCGAAGAAGGCGAAAGAACUCGUGCAGGAGGCGUUCCAUGUACGUGGACUUCGCGCUGAUCGCGUACGACGAUUGGGUCGUCGCACCCCCGGGUUACGAGGCGUACCAGUGCUCUGGAAAGUGUUUCUACCCGUUCGGCGACCACCUCAGCCCUACGAAACACGCGAUCGUGCAGACGUUGGUGCACGGGGCUCUGCAGGGACAGGUCGACCAGGGUGGAGGGAGGCCGGUCGGGAGGGCUUGCUGCGUCCCCACCAGAUUGGCGCCUACAAGUCUACUGUAUCUGGAUGCCAGUGGGACGUUGACUUAUCAGUAUGGGUACGAGGACAUGGUUGUCGCUGAAUGUGGCUGCCGUUGAAGUAGUUCGGGAUAGUGAGGGAGGGUGUGGAGAUUUAUUAUUGGGUUGGCAACUAAGUAAUUGCGGAUUUUUUCAGAGAAAAUCAAAGACAAUUUUUUCGUGGAACUAAAUAACUUUAUUCUGUAAUGUGUUGCCCAUUUUGAUCAAUGACCUUUCGCCAUCUUUCAGGCAGCAUCAUAAUCCCACGUUCAUAAAACUUCUGGUUUUUAUUAGCAAAAAAGUGAAUCAGGUAUAUCAGAUUUGAUAUUAUCAUCAUUAUUGAAAUUUUUACCAUUCAAGGAGUUUUGUAAAGAUCGAAACGAAAAGUAAUCGGAUGGUGCAAGGUCAGGACUAUAUGAUGGACGUGGCAAAA